AUGCAGCUCUCGCGCACCCGGCUAAUAUGUCGCGCCCAUAACCGCUUCAAUCCGUCAAUCGCGCUAUGGCAGCACUUUGUGCAGGCCAGUCCGUCAACACCCCGCGACCGGCGCCAGCUUUCUACUGCGACAGAAGCUGCACAAGAUGGCGCCAGCUCAAGUAGCAAGAACGAUGUUUCUCAGGCUCGCGAUGCCCAGGAUACCGAAGUAGUCACCGAGAAUGCAGAGGCAAAGCAAUUGCCAGUGAGGAGAAUGACCACGGUCAAAGGCCGUUGGCUAUCCAGCAAGGUCGAGGUUUCGGUUGCGAAAAAUAAACACCUGAAGCGGACAAAGCCAGAUAUCUCGAACGUCGAAUCCCAGAACCAGCUGGCGAUUGCGAGAGACGCGUUCGCAAAGUCGCAAGAUUACCAGGGUGUAGUUGUGCGGCCCAUCGUGGGCGGGAAGCCCAUCAGAGAAAGCGCGCUGCCAUGGUGUGUGAACAUGGAGGGAGAAUCAUCAAUGACAGGCAUGGAUCGGUACUUCCCCAAGCGAACCUCACUCGUAAUGCAUGCUAAGUCGAGAUCCAGUCUACAUUCAGAAAUCGUGAAAUUCUACAACUACACAAAACCCGAUCGAUACGAAACGGCCGCCCGGAGGCACCUCAUCGAACAGGUGCAGCGACAGGUUAAACAAGUCCUUCCACAAUACAACGUCGAGGUGUUUGGCUCUGAGCGGACUGGUAUAGCCAUGCCUCUGUCAGACAUAGACUUCAGGCUGGUCUUAAAGUCGCAACCGUUAGACCCCGCGAAGGUGCCAAAACUCCCGCCCGACACGAAAGAGCGGAAGAAGGGCACACAUCUUUUGCAUCAGUUAUAUUGGAAGUUGUUCAGUAAGAACGGAGCAUACCUGCUGGCCGCGGUUCGUCACGCCCGCUAUCCUCUCGUCGCCGCGCAGGACCGCAAAUCGGGCUUGGAUGUGCAGGUUGUGCUCUCAAACGAUACAUCCAUCUCGAUGGUCACCAUGCAGGAGUAUAUGGAGAAGAUACCCUACUUGCGAGAACUGUACUGGGUAGUCAAGACCUUGUUCGAUACACGAGGCCUUUCGGACGUAUUCCGGGGCGGUUUUGGCUCCUACUCCCUCUUCAUGAUGGUAGUCGCUAGCAUAAAGCAUGCACCGAAACCGCCAAAAGACUCGGCGCGUGCCCUCCUCCACUUCCUCGACUUCUGGGGCAAUUUCGACACGACGAAGCACGGUGUAUCUAUCGAACCAGCUUACCUCUUCGACAAAGUAAAACACCCUGUCCUCACGGAUGCGCGGAGGGCUCAGCUACAGAGCGGAGAAACCCAACCCCUCCCCUCGUACAUGCUCUCCCUCCGCGACCCCGCCGACGAAACCAACGACCUCGGCCGCAAAGGCAUAGCCAUCAAGCACGUCCAAGCCACCUUCCGCGAUCUCCACAAGAACCUCCUCCUCGACAUGAAAUACAACAAGCGAGCAUCCAUACUCUGCCCUCUCGUGGGCACAUCGUACAUGCUACAACUCGAACGUCGCAGGAAACUACAAAACUACGGUCGCGAGUGGGUGGAGAGGGAACAAAAGGACCUUGCGAAGCUGGCAAAGCAAGUCAGGGAAGGGACAGAGGGGCAGUUGGUGUUGGAGAAAGAGAGUGAGGUAGAAGAUUGGGACAAGGAGACUAGAGAAGCGAUGCUGAGUGGGCAAACCUUGGAGGAUAUUGAGAAAGAAGAGGCUAGACUGCGCUUAGCCAAAGAAGAGCGGGAUAGGGAGUGGCGGAGGCUCGCCGAGGAGAAGACUCAGCGGUUGAAGGAAGAAGCGCAGAACACGUCGAUACUAGACCAUGGUGAUACCAUGUCUUCGAUCCUGGGUGUGGGUAUGCCGGCAGUAGAGGAUCCGCAGACAAGUAAAGACAGUGUGGACGGACAGGGCGACGAGGCGAAGAAGGCCUAG
Messenger RNA from Alternaria ventricosa, 1944 nucleotides. RefSeq lists its product as uncharacterized. The transcript has 2 exons. Gene Ontology annotation, biological process: RNA 3'-end processing. Gene Ontology annotation, cellular component: TRAMP complex; nucleolus. Gene Ontology annotation, molecular function: mRNA binding; poly(A) RNA polymerase activity. The record is from RefSeq and is a predicted model, not a curated record. Bases 1 to 1944 code for a protein of 647 amino acids. Lineage: Eukaryota; Fungi; Ascomycota; Dothideomycetes; Pleosporales; Pleosporaceae.